Molecule: messenger RNA, 3483 nt
Organism: Aureobasidium subglaciale EXF-2481
Lineage: Eukaryota; Fungi; Ascomycota; Dothideomycetes; Dothideales; Saccotheciaceae
Exons: 5
Coding region: 1-3483 (1160 amino acids)
Biological process (GO): intra-Golgi vesicle-mediated transport
Cellular component (GO): cytoplasm; trans-Golgi network; endosome
Molecular function (GO): GTPase activator activity; protein binding
Source: RefSeq, a predicted model, not a curated record
AUGGGCAACGUAGGAAGCCGAACAGACGAUGGCGCUCCUGUCUACUUCAAGGACCAGACGAGAUUCUCGAUCGCACAUGUCAACAUAACGAGCUCCCGAGGGCGCACCCUCGUCUCGCUCGCGCCCAACUCGUUCCCAGCCUCGCGCUACCACGCAAAGCGUGACUCGGGCGACAGCACCCCUGUCGAAUAUGUCCAGGACCCCGAACCUCUCUCGUCCACCUCUCCUGCCUUCCUCUUGCGCCUGGCCAACGAUGAAGAGCUUACCUUCAACUUCACAUGCGUCUUGCGCCAAACGACUUCGGCUCCCUCGAGCAUCAUUGGCGAUCACCAUGUCGCUCCUACUGGGAUGCCCGCUUCCGACACACAGCUAUGCGGCCUGACCUACGUUCAAGGCUCGAAUCCACGAGAGAUCGACCAGCUCGUCACGCGCGAGUUCCAUGCCGACCCCAAUUUGCACAGGAACGCAAACGUCGAGCUUGUGGGCGACUAUAACACAGGUGGUGUACCGUCGGUUCAGUUUCAGUGGUCCUGGAAGUGGAAGCCUCCAAAGCAGUCCGAGGACCACGGAGGAGGCUGGCGCAAUACCUGCAGCUUUGUUGAAUACAAUUCACGCGCUCACCGUCUCGAGACACUGGCCAGCUUCUCUUUCUGGGUCACCAGUACGUUCUCCAACACGCUAGCUUCUGCGCAACCUGUCCAAGCUGACAUUACACAAGACACACAGCGUUGGUUGAAUUCACCUACGUUAUCUCCCCCUCGGCUUAGGGUGCCAUCUGCUCAGUCCAUCGAGUCUAGGGUUAGCGCUGUCAGUGACUCGGACGGCGGCGAUCCCAGAGACUUCCGAGACUACCGCGAUUUUCGUGAACCCUCUUCGCCCAUGAUCGACGCAAUCCCAGAGUACGGCCUUGGACUAGUCCCUUCCAUGACCAAUGGAGGGCCAUCACCAUCCCACAAGGUCGACAUCAGCUGUGUUGGACGACCUGCCGAGGAUGCUAGCACUAGCGAUGAUGGCCCUGUCUUCAGAGCAACUAUGCGAGCCUUGGAGCAAAAAACUGGCACGAUGAGAUCUCGUAUGAAGAGAGUCUUGAGAGCCGCCGAAGCAGCCCAAGCCGCCCAGACUGCCUGCAACGACGCCCAUUCUGCCUUUAUGGACGCGCUUAGGGAGGCUUCCAACUCGAACGCGAAUGCCGUCCGUCCAGCUCUUGAGCACUAUUUCGACUCUAUCGCAAGAGAGAUUUUGCUUUACGAGCGCCAAAAUAAUGCAAACCUGCAGAAACUCAUUAUUGAGCCCAUCAACAAGCUUUACAGCCUCGACAUUAAACAAGCAGAGUCCAAGAGACGUGAUUUCGAUGAAGAAAGCAAAGACUACUAUGCCUACGUCAGCAAAUACUUGGGCCAACGCUCCGAAUCACUUAAAGAAAAGAAACGUGUGGAGAGCGACGCUAAAUAUCAAGCAAAGCGACGAACCUUUGAGCUGAAGCGUUUCGAUUACUCAUCUUUCAUGCAUGACUUGAACGGAGGCCGGAAAGAGCAAGAAGUCUUGUCUCAGCUUACAAAAUACGCAUCCGCGCAAGCUCGAGGAUAUCUUACUACGGCAAAAAAGGUUGAGGAGAUGCUACCACAGCUAGAGGCUCUGAACCGUGAAGUAUCAAACGCCGAUGUGGAGUUCCAGAUGCAGCGCACGGAGCGCGAGGAGAAGAGACGAGCGUUGGAGACCAACAGUGCCAAAUCACCCGAGAUCGAAAACCCACCGUCGCUGUUCAACACAUCAGGUGUCACACAACUUGACCGUGCAAGUAGCAUCAUAUCAGUGCCGCGCAACUCCAUCAUGUCCACCUCACCCUCAGCACUCAAUGGGUUCCCGUCUAGUGUCACUUCUCCGAACAGCUCGAGCACCAGCGGCCCGCUGCCUGUGAGGAACACUAGCAACAAGUUCAAGGGUAUCCGAGACCUAGAAGAGAAAGAUCUUUCCGCCACCUCUGCUGCAAGUACUGGCCAGUUCAAAAAAGAAGGCCUGUUGUGGUCUUUGAGCCGACCCGGCAGCCAUGUCGAUCCUAUCAUGAACAAAGCCAAUUGGCAUAAGUUCUGGAUAGUGCUCGAUCAAGGGAAGCUGUCCGAAUAUGCCAAUUGGAAAGACAAGCUGGACCUCCAUAUGGAUCCUAUUGACUUGCGAGUCGCGUCAGUGAGAGAAGCUCGCAACGCUGACAGAAGAUUCUGUUUCGAAGUCAUCACACCACAGUUCACCCGUGUAUACCAGGCUCCCUCCGAAGAGGACAUGAGGUCAUGGAUUGCAUCUAUCAAUAAUGCUCUACAGAGUGCUUUCGAAACCAGACCAUCCACCAGUGCACCAAGCACCGAAAAAGUCAGCUCCGCACGAAAUACGAUCGCCGCGGUGUUGACUGGAAAGACCACACCCUUCUCUUCCCAAAGAGCAUCGACCAACGCGACCUCGUCGUACAUAAGCUCUUCGAGCAAGAUCGUCUCGCGCCAUGCCACUACAGGUGAUAAGCCAACCUACAUGAAGCCCGACAAUGAGACGCCAUCAGCCCUUCUGAACCAGAUUCGAGAAUCCGAUGCUGGCAACAAGUACUGCGCCGAUUGUAAUUCCGAGCACAAGGUUGAGUGGGUCUCGAUCAAUCUCGGCAUAAUUCUGUGUAUCGAGUGCAGUGGCAUUCACAGGUCGUUGGGAACGCAUAUUUCCAAAGUGCGAUCGUUAACACUCGACACGUCCGCCUUCACACCCGACAUCAUCGAACUACUCAUGUUGGUUGGCAACCGUGUUAGCAACAUGGUCUGGGAAGCAAAGCUUGAUGCUUUCCUCAAACCGGGUCCUAAUGUGACCCGGGAGCAACGUCUGCACUUCAUCACAGGCAAGUAUAGCGAUCGAUUGUACGUUCAAGGCUCGACAGAUGCCAUGGCACAUUUCAAGAGCCCAGACGACACCUUGCUUGUCAGUAUCAAACAAAACAACAUCCAAAAAGUGUUGUAUGCUCUCGCACUGCGAGCGAAUCCCAACGCCGCAGACCGUUCUCGUGGGACACAUGCUGUGUUCCUUGCUCUCGCGGCUGCAGACCCUGCCUCCCCUUCCAGCUCCUUUGUGCAACAGCGCAGUGGAUCGUCAACUCUUUCAUCACCAGGCUUGAGCCCGAUGGGUCAGCCAUCACGCCCGACAACCCCCACCCCUACCAGAAAGCCUUUCCCUGUUGCGGAGCUCUUGCUACAGAAUGGAGCGGAAAUUCCAACACAACCUGCGCCCAUACCCUUGUCACGAGCCGCACAACAGUACAUUGAGUUCAAGAUAGACCAGAAGACUGGUCGACAUUUGGGAGUCGGUGCAAAAGACUCAGCCGGUGAUGUACUUUCAGCACUACCAAGCGACAAGCACAGCCCAAACGAUCGUGAUAGCAGAUUGAUCAAGAGGCAGAGUACUGGGUCUAGGAGUGCGGUGUCGAGCAGAGACGGAAGUAUAGGGAGAAGGUGA